Molecule: messenger RNA, 912 nt
Organism: Arxiozyma heterogenica
Lineage: Eukaryota; Fungi; Ascomycota; Saccharomycetes; Saccharomycetales; Saccharomycetaceae
Exons: 1
Coding region: 1-912 (303 amino acids)
Source: RefSeq, a predicted model, not a curated record
AUGACGGUUGGAAUUGUAGAAAUGUCACAAGGUGUUAGAUCAGUUCUAAUUGAAUUCGAUGGUUAUAAAAUUUCUCAAGCAACUCUUGUGAAGACAUUAUUAUUUUAUGAAAAUGAAAUAUGCUUUGAUUCCAACUGGGUGGUUCCCUCUAAGGUAUUUAAACUUCCAAUAGCCUUUGAAGAAAAUAAAACUUUAGCUUGUGUUACCAGAUAUCAAGGGACUAUACGUUCUUCUGCACCUUGGUUGUCUAGUAAUGUUGACUUUAUUACAAAUGUCAAUAACAUAUCUCGCCAAAAUAUAUAUAACAUGAUGUAUUCUGCCAGAUUUUUAGCCUUAGGUUUAGGUGAUGUCUUUUUAGGAUCACUAUGUGCUGUUCCUUUAGAUCCAAGACAAAGGCUUCUUGGAAGCAAAUAUAAUCCAUCAAGAACAUAUACAGAGAGAGGUGCUAUUGGUUUAGAGGGCAUGUAUAUGUGCAUUUAUGCGACAUCAAGUCCUGGAGGAUAUCAGUUGGAAGGUAGAACCAUUCCAAUUUGGGACAAAUUAUCUCUAUCCAACUUUAACAAGAAAUAUCCCUGGAUGUUGACACCAUUUGAUCAAAUACAAUUUUAUCCUGUUUUGGAAAACGAAUUAGAAACACUAACUGAGGAAACAGAAGCUGGUAUAUUUGUUGUCGAUGUUGAUGAGGGGACCUUUGAUCAUGGAUUGUACCAACAAUGGUUAAAAGAAAAUGAAGGAUCUAUUAAUGCAUUCUAUGAAAAACAAGCGGGGGAAAGAAAGGAUAAUUUUAUCAAAUUAGUUCAAAAUUUAAAUAAAGAUUUAUCAACUCAACAAAAUUCUUGGCACCAACCUGACUCAGAUGAAUAUCCUGAGAAUGUUACUUUAAUCUAUUCUGAAUAUUUUGGUAGAUUUUAG